AUGGCUGCGGCCGACACUGGGCAAGAUGAGAACCCGAGUACGCGAUGGACCAACUUCAACCCUAGUUUCCUCGCCUUCAUCAUCGUCUGCGGCUUGCUCUCCAUCUUCUUUCUCAACUAUUUCAACAGGGUAUUUGCAUCCGCCGUAUCCUACCUCAUUCGCCUCUACACAUGGCACAAACACAAGAUAUGGGUCGAUAUCCAAGCCUUGCAGGUCUCUCUACUUGCUGGUCGAAUCUUCUUCACUGGGUUUCGCUACCACGGAAACAACGAGACCAUUUUGAUCCAAAAUGGAUACAUCACCUGGUCUUACUGGCUAUGGAGGGUUAGGGAUGUCGAUCUUGCCUUGCCUAAGCCCGAACACGAUGCCGCAAACAAGGAUACCGAGAAUCCUGCAGAACCGAAAGACAAGUCUAGCAAGCUGCCGUGCCGUAUCAAUAUCGCCAUUUCCGGUCUAGAGUGGUUCAUCUACAAUCGCACCCCAGUCUACGACUCCCUUCUGGCAGGCAUGACAGACGCCGUCAACCUGGACGAGCAGCAUGCCGAUGAUUCAGACAAGGGGCAUAAUCAUCCACGGCAGAGGUUGCAGAAGGCUUCGCAGAAGGUUGAGGAGCAGCUCAACAAGCUGGACUCUAAAGUCUCAGCCGACAAGAGGCGCUCGGAAACAUCUGACGAAGAGAAACUUUCCGCUGAUGCUCAUCGUCUUGCCUCCGCUUUGGCCAACCAGGACGACGGGGCCUCCACGGGCGACAGUGAGAUGCCCUUGAUGUUGCAGCUUCUUCCAAUUCAUUUCGAAUGUGACAAAGGUGCUGUAGUAAUGGGUAAUGAGAACACCAAGAGUAUUCUCAUCAUCAAAACUAAGUCCUUUUCUGGCGAGAUCGAUGCGUCAGGAUGUGAAACCCCCGACCCCUAUAGGCAAACUUUCAAGAUACGUCUCGAACAUCCAGUGGUUGAGAUGAAGGAAAAUGAAAAAUACCAGGAAGACCAACUGACUAGGGCCGUCAAAGACAAGCAGGCCGUUCUUGGCACUGGACCCGGUCGGUACCGUCCAUUCUUUCGAAGGCACCGCCGGAGAGUGCUAGGCAAGUUACGCGAUAUGGUUCCCUACUGGAGAUCAUCCGUCGAAUCAUUCUCUGUGCACUCCAGACAUGGCACAACACACGCAGAAAACCAGCUGCCUGGCUCAAAUCACUGGCAAGGGCUUUCCAGGUAUCUCAACGACGACGAGGAGAAUGACAAACUGCGAUGGUCGUCCAUAGAGUAUGCUGCUGUAAGCACAGUCAUCGACAGCCCCGAAGCAGUCCUUACCAUCUUCUGGGACGUCCCUGGUAAAGUAGUAAAGGGUCCUUCAAGUAUGCUAGAAGCUGGGCAUGAACGUGACAAUAUCAAUGGCGCGGCACCUCCUGCCUGGGCGAUCAAUUUGACCCUCGGUGGCGGCGUUAUUAACUACGGUCCUUGGGCAGACAGACAUCGAGCUGAGCUGCAAAGAGUUUUUAAUCCUUCCCUGAGCAAGGAUGGGAAGGCAGCCACAAGACUUCAGAUUGGCGCAGACCGUAUCCCAACUCAGUUUAAACUCUAUGUGGAAAUCGAUAAGGAAGUCACCCUGAGAAUCCCAACCAGAGAGGAUUCCAAAAAUUGGAAAUGGAAGAAAACGGCUGCGGAUCUGCAGCAGCAUCAAAAGCAGGAGCAGGGACGAGGCAAGAAAGAUAACAAGGAGAAAUCUGCGAGCGCUGCUGCUCAACAGCGUCCCUAUGGGUGGCUUGACAUCAAAGUUGCGGCAAAUGCUACUAUUUCCUACUCGAUGGACAUGUUAGCUAGCUCUUCAGGCUAUCAUAACACUUUGAACGUAAAUCUCCCCUCGACUGAGAUCUCGACAAGCGUCAACCACGGCACUCUAUGGAAGUCAGGCGCUCAACGUAUCUCGUGCGACAUGUCUAAUCCGCUCAAGUGGAACAGCUUGCGCAAAUGGACCUUUGACGUUGCCGGCGACGAUCUCGAGCUGUUCAUACUCAGAGACCAUAUCUUUCUGCUUGUUGAUCUUAUUGAUGACUGGGGAAGCGGUCCUCCCCAGGACUACCUCCUAUUUGUCCCCUUUAAGUACUUCUUAAACAUCCAAUUCCGCAACCUCAAACUAUAUCUUAAUGUCAACGAUGUGAACAUCGUUAACAAUCCAACUGAAAUGGAGGACAACACCUAUCUAGUCCUAUCCAGCCCGUUGCUGAAAGCGGAUACAUGUAUAUCUCUAGACUCAUACCGUCCUAGCAAGAACGCGGUACCAUUCAACAUACAAGCAGAUAUGCUUGACCUUGCGUUGCACCUACCAACAUGGAACACGCAAGCAACGUUUCUGACUUCGAAAGAUGUCGGCCACCUAGAGAAUCUGGCACUUGACGGCAAAUACCACUACAACACAACGACAUCGCCAGCCAAUACCGAUACUCUCGUUCUCAAUGCCAGCGGUCAAUCGCUUGUUGUCACGCUUCAUGGCUUCAUUAUUCGGUACUUUUUACAGCUGAAAGACAAUUACUUUGGUGACCAUGUCCAUUUUAAGACUCUGGAUGAGUACCAAGAACUUCUGCGUCUCAAAACAACCAACCCAGACGCUGAAGCCGCAACCCGCCCGCCGCAUAAAAAGUCUAACGACUUAGAUGUCGUGCUGGGUAUUCGAUGCGACGACCCAAAGGUUCUUCUACCCGCCAACUUAUACUCUGCAAAGCGCCACGUAACUAUAGAAGGAGCUGGGCUGGCGGCUGAUCUCCGCUUUACUAACUACUACAUGGACCUUGACCUCAAUCUGAGCCCCUUGAGUCUUGCUCUUGGCAAUGAUGAAGAUGGUGCAGUCAGUCCAACGAGCACAACUUCGAGUACGCAGAUGUACAUUGACGGCCUUUCAAUCUACGGUUCGCGCUUGUUCGGUUUACCCCCGACUGAGCCUACUUAUAUGUGCAACUGGGAUUUAUCCAUUGGAGCCAUCACAGGCGAAUGCACGACAGAAUUCUUGACAGUGCUUGCGAAUGGUGGCAAGGCAUUUGGCUUUUGUCUUGACGACGAUGAGAACGCUCUUAUACCGUACUCUUCCGUGGUCAUGUAUGAUGUGACAUUCUUACGCGUGUUUGUUCACUCCAUUCAACUAUGGUUACAUGUGGAUGACGCGGCGUUUCUGCUAUCUACUGACCAUAUCGAUGUGAAUUAUAAUGAUUGGGCUAGGUCACAUUAUUCCAAGCGAGCUAACGUCCAGGUUCCCAGCCUCCAAAUUGCCUGCGUCAAUUCCGAGUCCGCUGCGAGGCACAAAUCGCGGCUUCAUAGCGACGUGGAAACGGACGGGGUUCUGAAGACAAGUAUCACAUUCGGCAUGAUUGGAAGGAAAUCCGAUUUCACAGAGGCGAGAAAACUACAGCAAGCCUUGGUUCGCCGAGAAGACCAACGUACACGUCGUACAGAGUUCCUGCUGCUACCGCAAUUUCUUGAUUCCAAUAUCCCCGAUGCCGUUGAUGAGCCUGCUCAGAGCGUGCCUAGUAUACCACAACCGGUUGUGCUUAAUGAUGAGCACGCCGAGAAAGAGACACUCUCCUCCUUAGGUUCUAUUCGUCAUGCUCAACGAUCUUUGAACCGCAAGAGCUCAUUUCUGUCAUUCUCAACUAUGAGUGAUAAGGGCAUGACACGGCCUGGAUCAAUCAAUGUUUUGCAGCCCACGACAGAUAUGGGUCGAAAAGCUUCCAAUUCUGGACAACAUACUCGGAGCACACAGCCACUGUUCCAAGACUAUUCUGCCUCUACCGGCCGGCGCUCACCUCUCAAGGACAAGCCUGCGGGCCAUUUUGAUCGAAAAGAUAUGGCACAUAAUAUGGUCGCGUUCUCAAGCCAGUUCGUUGCUCCAUAUUUCCCACUUGAGAAUGUUCGUCCAGAAACAAGGGAGGCCGCCUUCCAAAGCAUAGAACAAGAGGCUGAGGAAGCUCCUGACCCGACACCUUUUGGGCUUGAAGACAUAGAUCCGGAGCAUCUGGGUGAAGGCAAGGCCUACUCGAGUUUUCUCGUUGAGUUGCCCAUAGGCGUAACUGCGUUUCUUAAUCCGACUUCUUUGAAGCACAUCGCUGCCUUGAUUGGUGCACUGCAACCGACGGAACCCGACGACAUUCUCGAUGGCCUGCAAAUUGAAUCAAUGUCAGACAUCUUCGAUGCUCAAAAACAGAAAAGCCUUGACGGUAGUAUUAAAGAUUUUGUAGUCCGGAUUCCCCAAGCAAACCUGCGAUUUCUAAAUUGCUCUGAUCUCGAUUCGCCAGUUCCUUCACAAGAUGCACAAGAUCAGUACGAUUUCUCCAUCACAAAACUUGCCUUAGCUGCUCGUACGGAAGCACUUUCUUCCCAGCUGAGAAUGAACAAUGAAAAGGCCAGAAGUUCAUUUCACCUUCGGCUUGAGUCCGCUGAAGUAUCGGCCGCAGAACGAUUCGCCAGUCUCAACGAAACUCAUGCGGCAGUCAAAGCCAAUAUUGAGCGCGUCUCAGUCUCGAUGGCUUCCAAAGAUGUGACGUACAUUGAUGGCGAUGUUGGCAGCUUCCGCACGACGUCGUCCUCGGAUAAGAUCGGAUAUCUGGCCGCGCUUAUUCACAGAAGUAGCACACUUGGAUCUGAGACGGCAUCUAUGUUUUCCGAUGUCUCUUCAAUAGGCGACCAGCGCAUCAAGUACCUUGUGUAUCGCUUGAUGGUGGAAAGCAAUAAAGUCGGAGACCCGUCUUUCAUCGUCAGGCCCUCGGCAAUUCUGAGAGCAGCGAACGAGCACUUGAGGACGUACGAUUCAUGGAAGCUUGCUUCAAGACUUCGCCAACUAUGGACUGCGUCAAACAUCAAAACCAGGGAGCAGCUACGACUGGAUUGCUUGGCCUCCAAUCUGACCUAUCCCGAUGAUGCCAGACAAAAAGUGACAGCAGCCUUCCAGAAAUGGAGAAAUUGGGAUCUGGAUAACAUCAACGGUUCGGAGCUCAUGAACAAUACUUUUGGGAAAGUUGUGUCAGCUGCGCAGUUGAUGCUGGACAGAGCCCCUAUGAUGGCCGUUCUCCGCUUACAAGAGGGUGCGUUCGUGUUGGAUCCUGGUCCUAAACAAAAUCAGAUCUAUGUUGUGGACAUCACCACAAGGCUAGUUUCCAAGUCGACGAAAUUGGACGAGACUCAGAAGGCCACAGGUAGCGCCCAAGGUCUUCUGACCAUUGUGAACACAUAUUGUGCACAGGCAGGUGUCAACCUCAACUGGGAGCUCGUUGAAUUAGCUGAGGAUAUUCUACGUCUAUACAUCAAAUCCGACACCCAAACAAAAAUGCAAAGCACUGCACCUGUCGAUAGGCCAUCUUCACAACCCGGCAAGCCAAAGCAGCUCAGUUCAACCCAUGUCGUAUUUGGUCUUGGGCAAGGGUCAAUAUUCCUGGAAACGGUCAAUCUCAAGUCUGAUGUUCAGAGUAACGGCAUGAAGAUCUCGGUGCUAAUGGCAAACCGGGAUGGCUUCACAGAUAACAACGCAAUCCUUGCAUGCGAUACUGUCACAACGAAACUACGAAGCCAUCAACAACAUUUAGGUACUCUUCGUUUACACGGUCCGAGUGUCUUUGUCUCCCAUGACCUGCAAUUAGCAAACUUCACUUCGGUACACACAAUAAAAGCGACUGCAAGCAGCGAGGAUUUGAGACUGGUCGUCAAACAAGACCCAACAAUGCUCUCAGAAGUGCUCGAUACUGUUGUAAGAGACGAGCUUGCUCAACUGUACCAGAUCAAACAGCAACUUCCCACAACCCCCGAAUCUGCACCUCAAAAAAGCAAAAUUUCAGAGCGCUUGUCCUCAGUCCACGUCAAUCUAGCAAUGUUUCUCAAGUCGUAUACAAUUACAAUCCCGCUUUUGCGCUCCCUUACUUAUACGAUCCAAGGCGUUGUGGCAAGAGCCGCCAUGGCGGCCAACUUUGGCAAGGAGAUCAUAUUUGAUUUUGACAUCAAAGAGAAUUCCCAUAACAUGCAGAUAAGGGUUAACAACGAGCUUCGUAGCAUCUCUGUGUUGCAAAUCCCGCCCACAAAUGGUCGCAUAACGAGUCAGAUGGGCCAAGAGGACCAUUCGGUAACAGUGUUUGCUUCAGUGGAGCUCAUACAGCUUGAUGCGUCUGCAGUCUAUAGCCUAUUGAGUGCCCUCAAUCGGCCUGAGGUAUCCAAUGCCAUCAAUGAUUUGCAGCAACAGGGCAAAGUGCUACGACAGCACAUCGGGGAGGUUUUCGGAGACACCCCUACCGCUCCAGAUGUGCCUUUGAUGACUUCUCCUAAGUCUGAGGCGAAGAGAUUAGUCUAUGUUGUUCAUGCCACACUGGCUGGAAUAGAAAUCUUCGGUCAUGCUCCAAUCAAAUCCGACAACGAGCCUAUGGCUCACUUGUCAUUCUGCCUCGCAAGCGUUCACUUCGAAGUGGCCAACAGACUUGAUUCUCGUGGUCCAGUUCUUGAAAAUCCUGAAAUACAUGUUAAUCUCCGUCGAAUUCUAUUUGAUGUUCAAAAAGGGGGCAGCGAGGAGACAAUGAGGACCUGUGGCAACGUAUCUUUCGGUGCUCUCGUCACUGCAACAACAAGGGAAUUGGAGGAUGGAACAGAUCGCAGAUCAUUCGAGUUUCGAAGUGAUGGCUUGCAGGUAAACCUCUCAGCAGACACAGUGUCUACUUUUGUGGAUGUCCUGGGUUACAUGGGUGACAAGAUCAAAGACCUCGAUUCUAUGAGAGAGAUUGAAUACUUGCAGAAAAGGUUGCGACAGUCUCGACCUCGUAUCACGAUUAAUGAUCAAGAAGACAAUGAGGACAGCAGCGAUAUCUUCGACUCAUUCUUGGCAUCUAUAUUUUACUCCUUCGAGAUCACUAAUAUCCAGUUCUGCUGGCUUGUUACUCCUACAAGCGAGCCUGUUGGUGGCGAGGAAGAUCUCGUGCUCUCCUUCCAAAGGAUUGAAUUUGCCACCCGGAAGAAAAAUACAGCAAAGCUGACUAUUGAAAACUUCCAGCUUCAGAUGGUUCCUCCUGACCAAGACAAGAUGCAGCAAUCACACAACUCAGCACUUCUGCCAGAGGUCAUCUUCAAUGUGGCAUUUGUGUCGACGCUUGAUACACGUCGACUCGCGUUCCAAGCUGUCGGGAAGUCCUUAGAUCUGCGUCUAACGUCAGGAUUUAUAGUGCCGGCAGCACACCUGGCUGAUUCGAUUGGUCUUUCAAUAAAAAAUGCACGACAAGCUUCUGCGAACUGGACUUCAAUUGUUGUUACAGAAAAGCCUGCUGUGAAACCCCAUGAGAAGCGUCAACGAACGAUAUUUGGGGGCAAAAGACUGGAAUCAUGCCUCGUGGAUGCAGAUUUCGCGGGUGCUGUGGUCAACCUGUCGAAUAGAAAGCAUAAAGGUGCCGAUGGUCCUCUUCUGUCACGAGCGCAUCGAUCAUCCAUGGCUGGAAAAUACGGCCAAUUCACGGCUGAUGACUCCGGAAGUAGCACAGUGCUUCGCUCGCCUGGCUUAGCAUGGAAGAUUGAGUACAGAGAUGAUGGUAAAGAAGACUCAGCUAUUUAUGGUGAAAUCAAGGUCGAUGCUUCCCGCAACAUCCUUUACCCCACUGUUGUGCCACUGGUCAUGGACAUUACAUCGAGCAUCAAGGAAGUCGUGAGCGAUCAUGGUAAAGAACCCGCGUCUCCCUCCUCUGUGGUUAGUAAGACUGGCCACGCGUCGAAGCCGAAGCUACCCGAGGAAGAUAGCAUCCUCACGGCUGAUCCGAGUGCGGUUCUGGGGCGGACGAAGCUCAACCUUGGACUGCGCAUCUGCAAGCAAGAGUUCACACUCAGUUGUCAACCAAUUGCCAGAGUGGCAGCUACUGCUUGCUUUGAUGAUAUUUACAUCACUGUCAACACUGUUCACUCUGUUGACCAUGGCAACUUCUUUGCCAUCUCCGGAACUUUCACAAAUCUUCAGAUGUCCGUUCAACAUGUGUACUCUCGGGAACACACUGGUCGCUUCGAAGUUGAUUCCGUUGUACUCUCUCUCAUGAACAGCAAGCAUGUCAGCGGCACCAGCGGUGUCUCGGCGAUCCUCAAGGUCAGCCCGAUGAAGGUUGAUAUAAAUGCCAAGCAGCUUCAGGAUUUCUUGUUGUUUCGCGAGAUCUGGGUUCCUCGGGGAGUUAGACAAGCAACGGCAGCACCUGUUUCUACACCAUCACCAGAUGCGACGCAAAGCCAUCUUGUGCAAAGAUACCAGCAGGUGGCAGCGACAGCUGCAUUUCCCUGGACCGCCACCAUAUCUAUUGCUGCUUUGAACGUCAAAGUUGAUCUUGGCCAGUCAAUAGGAAAAUCAACCUUCGACAUCUCUGAUUUCUGGAUGUCAUCGAAGAAGACGUCAGAUUGGGAACAAAACUUAUGUCUUGGUUUUGAAAAUAUCGGUGUCGAUUGUGACGGGCGUCUCAGCGGAUUCGUGGCAUUGCAAGACUUCAGACUGCGGACAUCAAUAGAGUGGCCUGAACGUGAAGCGGCCUUGAACGAGACGCCGCGAGUUCAAGCAUCAGUUAGCUUUAGUCAGUUCAGACUCAAGGCUGCUUUUGAUUAUCAAGUAUUCCUCGUCGCUGACAUCACCUCGAUGGAUUUCCUCAUGUACAACGUGCGGCGACGUAGGGAAGGAAAUGCUGACAGACUUGUGGCUGUUUUUGACGGCGAGGCAGUGCAAAUCUUCGGCAUUGCAACUUCGGCGGCGUCAGGUAUUGCUCUAUGGCAAGCUCUCCAGAAACUCAUACAGGAGCGAAAAUCUCAGUUCGAAAAUUCGCUACGUGACAUUGAGAAGUUUAUGAAGCGAAAGUCGCUUGCAACCCAGCCAACUUUGGUCCAAACCAGUUCUACGAAGUCGACGAAUGAGAUUGCGGUGUCAAAGUCCCCAAUCUCGCUUGACACUGACGUCGUUGUGACGCUGAAAGCUCUCAACCUCGGCAUCUUUCCUGGUACCUUCUCGGACAAGCGUAUCUUCAAACUCGAAGCUCUGAAUGCACAAGCCCGAUUCGCAGCUUCUAUGCAACACCGCCGCAUCCAUAGCAUCCUGGGACUCACACUCGGCCAGUUGCGCAUAGGGUUAGCCGAAGUUCGGCGAGUGUCAGCGCCCAAGUCCAUAUCUGAGCUCACAGUCGAGGAUGUGGUUGCUUCUGCCACAGGCUCACGGGGCGGUACGAUUCUCAAAGUACCUAAAGUUGAAGCUAUCAUGCAGACGUGGCAGCUGCCCGAAUCUCGAAGCAUUGAUUAUAUUUUUAAGUCUGCUUUCGAGGGUAAAGUAGAAGUCGGCUGGAACUACGCAAGAAUUGGCUACAUCCGCAACAUGUGGGCGACACACUCAAAGACUUUGGCUCGAACAUUAGGUCGUGAGCUACCCGAAGUAAGCGCGAUCAAAGUUACUGGUGUUCCAGAGCCGUCGACUUCCGAAGACGGUAAGGCAGCAGACAAGAAAGGGCAGACAAAAAUCACAGCCGAGGUCAACGUACCGCAGUCCAAGUACGAGUAUGUCGCUCUUGAGCCACCUAUUAUUGAGACGCCACAACUUAGGGAUAUGGGUGAGGCAACGCCACCGCUGGAAUGGAUUGGACUGCACCGUGAGAGGCUGCCUAAUCUGACGCAUCAGAUAGUCAUUGUAACUCUAUUGGAGCUCGCCGGUGAGGUGGAAGAUGCAUACGAGAGAAUUUUGGGGUCCUCAUGA
Molecule: messenger RNA, 9711 nt
Organism: Truncatella angustata
Lineage: Eukaryota; Fungi; Ascomycota; Sordariomycetes; Amphisphaeriales; Sporocadaceae
Product: fermentation associated protein
Exons: 2
Coding region: 1-9711 (3236 amino acids)
Biological process (GO): fermentation
Cellular component (GO): membrane
Source: RefSeq, a predicted model, not a curated record